AAGCGAAAUCUUAACUGACCUUAACUGAGCUACCGGCGGGCUGAACUGGGAGCACUGGUGUGCACUGGGAGCACUGGUCUGUGCUGGUUCCGCCAUGGCGCUGCCAUCCGCUGCUCUCCUGCCCGGCCUUCUGCUGGUGGCCGAUGCCCUGGCGCUGGUGUUACUGGUGCCGCUGGUACCGCUGCUGGCUCCGCUGGGCGUGCCGGGCGUGUGGCUCGAAGCCGCCCUGCGCCUGCCCGUCCUGCUCGUGGCCACCUGGCUGCUCGCCCCGCGCCGUCCCCCCGGGGCCACCGCGGCCGCCCUGACGGUGGCCGCCACCCCCGCAGCCUUCGGAACCUUGCGGUCCCUCCUGGGCCCGCCCGGGGCCGGCCCGGGGCUCUUGGCGGCCGCCUCGCCCGCCUGGCUCGGGGUCGCCCACGCAGCUGCCGCACUGGCCCAGCUGGCCUGGGCCGCGCCCCCGGUCCCUGGCGGUGACCCUGAGACCCCCGGCGACGUCCCCAAGGCUCCUGGCACCGUCUGGCGCGUUCUGGCACUGACCUGGGAGGAGCGGAACGUCCUUGGAGCUGCCGUCCUCUGCCUCGUGCUGGCGGCCACUGGGGAGACACUGGGACCCUACGUCACCGGGAAGGUGCUGGAUGCCAUCGGCAGUGGGGAUGGACUCACCGCCGGAGCUGUCGGCAUGGUGGCGGCUGCUGGAGCCACCAGCGUGCUGUUCUCUGGGUGCCGUGGGUGCUUCUUCCUGCUGUUGAAAGCACGUCUCCGUCAGAGCCUGAGCCUCCGGCUCUUUUCCCACCUGGUGCACCAAGACUUGGAUUUCUUCCAGGGAACGCCGGCAGCUGAGCUCCUGGCUCGGUUUUCCACCGAAGUGCCUCAGGUGUGCUCGGCGGCACCGACUGCAGCCAACUUUCUGCUCCGAAGCCUGGGAAUGGCCCUGGUGGUGGGGGUGUUCAUGGUGGGGCUGGCACCGGGCCUGGCGCUGCUGGCACUGCUGGAGGUGCCCCUUGCAAUCACCACCCGCCGCAUCCAGAGCGCCCGGAAACAGGCACUUCAGCAAUCCAUGCUGGAAGCAUCUGCCCGGACAGCCUCGGGGGUGCAGGAAUCUGUCGCCGCCAUCGAGACAAUCCGUAUCUUUUCGGCGGAGGAGGAGGAGGAGGAGCAACACAGCUGCAACCUGGCCAAGGAGCUGAGGCUGAAGGAGCGGAUAAAGCUGGAGCUGGCAUUCUUCACCCUUGUCCACAGGAUGCUCCACCUGACCAUCCGGGUCCUAGUGCUGUUCCGGAGCCAUCAGCUGCUCCGUGAUGGACGCAUCACUCCGGGGGUCCUCGUCACCUUCCUGCUGUACCAGAACACGGUUGGCAGUCAUGUCCAGGUGCUGCUCUACGGCUUCAAUGAAUUCCUGACCAACGCGGCUGUCGGCUGGAAGAUCUGGGAAUACCUGGAUAGGAAACCCACCAGGGACGUCGGGGGGACGCGGGAGCCCCCUGAGCUUCAGGGCCACGUCACUUUUCAGAAGGUCUCCUUCACGUAUCCUGGGAAUCCAGAGCGCCCUGUGCUGAAGGAUGUGAGCUUUGAGGUGCGCUCCGGGGAGGUGACGGCGCUGGCGGGGCCCAAUGGAAGCGGGAAGAGCACGGCCCUGGCACUGCUGGAGCGUCUGCGGGAGCCUGGCAGCGGGAAGGUGCUGCUGGACGGGAUCCCACUGCCAGAAUAUGAACACCAGUACCUGCACCGGAAGGUGGUGCUGGUGGAGCAGGAUCCCGUCCUGUUUUCUGGAACGAUCCGUGAAAACAUCGUGCUGGGGCUGGAACACUGCAAAGAGUCAGAGCUGCAGGAGGCCGCCACUGCUGCUGGAGCCAUGGACUUCAUCCAGGGGCUGGAGCAGGGCUGGGACACUGAGGUGGGGGAGCGCGGGGGACGGCUGGCGGCGGGGGAGCGGCGCCGUGUGGCCCUGGCCCGGGCUCUGCUCCGGCGGCCGGCCGUCCUCAUCCUCGACGAGGCUCUGGAUGACGGAGACGAGGGGGCGGCACAGCGCUGGGUGCGCACCGGGCUGGCCCAGACCGUGCUGGUGGUGUCGCACCGGGGGCGGGUGCUGGAUGCCGCCGAUCGCCUGGUGGUGCUGGAGAGCGGAGCCGUGGUGGAGAGCGGGACGCCGGCCGAGCUGCGGCAGCGCUGCGGCGCCUACAGCCGCCUGCUCCUCGGUGGAGGCAGCGCGGAGGCCCCCAGCAUGGGCAGCGAGAAGGGGGCUGCAUCCGGCAGGGAAUGAAGGGCAGUUAGCCCCAGUGUCCCCAUUCCUGGUGUCACCAGCCAGCUCCUGUCCCAUUAAUCCCUUAUCCCUGCAUCCUCUGCAUCCCAGCUCCCUGUGCUGCCUGUGUCUCCAGGUCUGCCCAUUCCUUGGAUGUCUGUGUCCCCUGGAUCCCCACUCCCCAUGUCCCCUGUAUCCUUCUCUGUGCACAGAUCACCGUAUCCAAGCCCCACCCUAUGAUCCCCAUGUCCCCCAUAUCUGCUCCUGGACAUGAGAUGCACAGUGGGAAAUAAAUCCCAAGGGAAGGACCUGGGUGUGGGUGUCAUAUCCUCAUCACACGCCUGCUGUGCUCACUCCAAGCUCCUGAUGUCCCCAGUCCUUUCCCAUUGUCCCCAUCCCUAUCCCCAGUGUCUUCAUCCCAGUUCCCUAUGUUCCCUUUUCUAUUCAUGGUUCCCAGAGAGGAACUGCUAAGCACCGGAGGAGGAGGAAAUUGGGAUUUAUUGCCCAAACCAGGGUAUUAUCACACCAGAAUUAAAAUGAUUUAUUUUGUAUUUAA
Molecule: messenger RNA, 2795 nt
Organism: Oenanthe melanoleuca
Lineage: Eukaryota; Metazoa; Chordata; Aves; Passeriformes; Muscicapidae
Product: antigen peptide transporter 2-like
Biological process (GO): transmembrane transport
Cellular component (GO): membrane
Molecular function (GO): ATP binding; ABC-type transporter activity; ATP hydrolysis activity
Source: RefSeq, a predicted model, not a curated record